AAUGGCUAUUCGUUUAAAGUCACGAGAGAAGAAGGACGAUGAUAAGUUCUGCAUAAUAUAAAUCUAGCACUGCAGUAAGCGUUUUAAAGUGUAACAUGUGAAUCCGUGAUUGAGACUUUGCAUAAUAUAUUAAAAACAAAAUUACUUGUUUCUGUGAUCAGUGAAAUAAGUUCAAUUUGAACAAUAAAUGUGGGUUUAGGAGUUACCCCAAAAAGUAUUACAGGAAAGUGGUUUCAUGUGACAUUCAACAUGAAAAAUUUGAUUAUUUUCACUACAUUGUGUGGAUUUGCUGUUGGAGAAGCUCCACUGACCGGUGGUUUCCCUGGUUACCCGAACCGUUCACCAAUACCAACCUCAUAUCAAGGUGGAGGAUCAUACAUUCCAGCAAAUACUGGCGGAGGCUCAAGCGGUGGUUAUCAAGGAGGGAAUUCUGCUGGGUACAGCGGUAACAGCGGGGGAUAUUCCAGUGGAACUCCUUCAUACGGAACUCCAGGCUCUGGAACAUCUGGAUCAGGUUUGGCAGGUCAAUUGGUAACUCCAGACUUGCUAAAUCGAAUUCGUUCUAUUUUGGAAAAUGUAGGAAAUACGGGAACUUCUUCAUAUGGAGCACCAGGAGGCUCUGUGAGACCAGGAUUUGGACGUAAUGGCGCCUUGAAUAACCAGUAUGGCCCUCCGUCACCCGGAUACUCAAUCGGAGGAGGUUCGCCAAGUCAAUCAUAUGGAUCCCUAGGAGGAAAUGCAGGGCCCGGAUAUGGUGCUCCAAGCGGUGGUAGUGGACCAAGUAGUGGGUACGGAGCACCAGGAGGAAGCAGUGGGCCAAGUGGGUCGUAUGGUGCCCCCGGAGGAAGUGGACCAAGUGGGUCGUAUGGUGCCCCCGGAGGAAGUAUACCAAGUGGGUCGUAUGGUGCGCCUGGCGGAGGAAGUGGACCAUCUAGCGGCGGGUAUGGUGCCCCCGGGGGAAGCAGUGGACCAUCUAGCGGCGGGUACGGAGCGCCAGGAGGCGGUGGACCAAGUGGGUCAUAUGGUGCCCCCGGAGGAAGCAGUGGACCAAGUGGGUCGUAUGGUGCCCCCGGAGGAAGCAGUGGACCAUCUAGCGGCGGGUACGGAGCGCCAGGAGGCGGUGGACCAAGUGGGUCAUAUGGUGCCCCCGGAGGAAGCAGUGGACCAAGUGGGUCAUAUGGUGCCCCCGGAGGAAGCAGUGGACCAAGUGGGUCGUAUGGUGCCCCCGGGGGAAGCAGUGGACCAUCUAGCGGCGGGUACGGAGCGCCAGGAGGCGGUGGACCAACUGGGUCGUACGGUGCCCCCGGAGGAAGUAGUGGACCAAGUGGGUCGUAUGGUGCGCCUGGCGGAGGAAGUGGACUAUCUAGCGGAGGGUACGGUGCCCCCGGGGGAAACAGUGGACCAAGUGGGUCGUACGGUGCUCCCGGAGGAAAUAGUGGACCAUCCAGCGGCGGGUACGGAGCGCCAGGAAGCGGUAGUGGACCAAACAGUGGCUACGGAACCCCGGGCCGUAGCGGUCCUUCAAGCGGCUACUCCUCCGGUGGGAAUACUGGACCUUCUAGCGGAGGAUAUGGUGUGCCAAGUGGGCCAAGUAGUGGAUAUGGUGCGCCAGGAGGAGGCAGUGGGUCAAGUGGGUCGUAUGGAGCGCCUGGUGGAAACAGAGCCCCAUCAAGCGGCGGAUAUGGUGUACCAAGCGGCGGUAGUGGAUCAGGGAGUGGGUACGGAGCGCCAGGGGGUAGCGGUCCGUCAAGCGGCACUAAUGGGCCAAGUGGGGGGUACGGUGCGCCAGGAUCAAGCAGUGGGCCAGGGUCGUAUGGUGCGCCAGGAGGAAGCAGUAGCCCAUCUAGCGGCGGGUACGGAUCACCUGGAGGCGGUGGAUCAAGCGGUUCAUAUGGUGCCCCCGGAGGAAGCAGUGGCCUAGGGUCGUACGGUGCUCUCGGAGGUAGCAGUGGACCAAGUGGAUCUUACGGGGCGCCAGGUGGAAACAGAGCCCCAUCAAGUGGUGGAUAUGGUGCGCCAGGCGGCGGUAGUGGACCAGGCAGUGGGUACGGAGCGCCAGGGGGUAGCGGUCCGUCAAGCGGCACUCCAAGUGGCGGGUAUAGUGCGCCUGGUGGCGGUGGUGGACCAAGUGGGUCGUAUGGUGCGCCUGGCGGAGGAAGUGGACCAUCUAGCGGCGGGUAUGGUACCCCCGGGGGAAGCAGUGGACCAUCUAGCGGCGGUUACGGAGCGCCAGGAGGCGGUGGACCAACUGGGUCGUACGGUGCCCCCGGAGGAAGUAGUGGACCAAGUGGGUCGUAUGGUGCGCCCGGCGGUGGUGUUGGACCAAGUAACGGAUACGGAACGCCAAGCGGCAGUGGUCCUUCUAGCAGCUACUCUCCAGGCGGGAAUACUGGUCCUUCAAACGGCGGGUAUGGAGCACCGGGUGGCGGUGGGUCAAGUGGGUCGUAUGGUGUCCCCGGAGGAAGCAGCGGGCCGAGUGGGUCGUACGGUGCCCCAAGCGGUGGUGUUGGACCAAGUAACGGAUACGGAACGCCAAGCGGCAGUGGUCCUUCUAGCAGCUACUCUCCAGGCGGGAAUACUGGUCCUUCAAACGGUGGGUAUGGUGCGCCAGGAGGCGGUAGUGGACCAAGUAGCGGGUACGGAGCGCCUGUGGGUGGACCUUCUGGCGGUGGAUACGGAGGAGCGGCGUUUGGUAGUACUGGUGGGUAUCAAACAGGAUCUAGUCAAACUGGUGCUGGGAGUUCAGGAAUUUCUAUCGACGACAUUAGGCCAGCAUCACUUAUAGCAAAUUUUCAAGCUCCCGUUGGAAGCAGACCACAAUACGGUCCACCUAAUUUUGUAUCAGGUCAGCCUAGUGGGAGAUAUAACAGGGAAGCUGUCAAGUCUUCUGAAAAAUUAGAAUCACUCUCAAAAUCUCAUUUUCAAGGAAGAACAAUAAAAAUAGUAAAUGAUCAUUAGAUUUUAUUUUAUGCAAUUCGGGGAUUAACUGUAUAUCACCCAAAUUUAUGUAUUUUUUGUCAACUACCAAUUUCAGAUUUCAAAUAUGAUACACAUACUUAUUUAGAUGAUUGACUGACAACAUGCAUAAUUAUUAUAUUAAUGAUUAUAUAGUUUGAUUAAUAAGGCUUACUUUUAUUGUAUACUAUUAUUUUGAUGCACCUCGAUAUAAAUGUAAGGUGUUUGAUGCGGACUAGGAAUUUUUACAAAAUAAUAAUCAAUUGUUUUACAUUUGUCCUACUUCGCA
Molecule: messenger RNA, 3244 nt
Organism: Folsomia candida
Lineage: Eukaryota; Metazoa; Arthropoda; Collembola; Entomobryomorpha; Isotomidae
Product: pro-resilin
Exons: 4
Coding region: 250-2958 (902 amino acids)
Source: RefSeq, a predicted model, not a curated record